Messenger RNA from Jaminaea rosea, 1568 nucleotides. RefSeq lists its product as hypothetical. The coding region runs from base 63 to 1457 and encodes 464 amino acids. Lineage: Eukaryota; Fungi; Basidiomycota; Exobasidiomycetes; Microstromatales. The record is from RefSeq and is a predicted model, not a curated record. The transcript has a single exon.
CCCACAUCCACUCACCCUUGGACCCUCAAUCGUCCCUCCUCGUCUCUAAGCCACCAGCAUCCAUGGGCGAACGUCUCACCCUCACCUACUGCACUCGGGGUGAUGUGCCCCUGCGAGUGGACAUCUACCCCUUCACUCCCGCGACAUCGACGACAUCGAAAUCCUCGAGCUUCCCGCCUCCUUCGCCCUUCAUCCUUUACCUCCACUCCUCGCCCAGAAAUCCCUUCUUUGCAGGAUCUCGCCGCCUCGUUCCUCCAUGGCUGCUUGCAGUGUGCAAACAGAAAGGCUGGCCGCUGCUGUCAGCAGACUACAGGCUGGCACCAGAGGCAACGCUCGCCGACUCGUGGGAAGAUGUUCGAUCGCUGUGGUCCUUCAUUGCGGAUCAGGGAGCCAUGAAUUGGUGUAUCACGUCGGCGGGCGGGGGCAGUGAGGCCGAUUCGGGGGCAGUGUCACUUGCUGAUGGAUUCCAAGCUCUACAGCAGCGAGGAGGCGUCGAUGCCACCAAAGGCUGCGUCGUCGCCGCUGGCGGGGCUGCCUACCUCGGAGCCCUCGGUGGAGCCCUGCUGAGACCGGCACCCGUGUCCCUCGUCCUCACGCACCCAAUCCUUGACCCGGCCUCUACCUGGUAUACCACGCCAUCACCACCGCUUCCUGCGACACCAGGGAGCAAGCGUCGAACCAAGCGGCUCGAGGCGGUCCUCGCCCGUGCCGGCCAAGCGGACAAGGCCAUUGUAGCCGCCUCGGACCUCGAGACGUACGAAGACCAGCAGGACAGCAGUAAAAGCAGUAGCAGCAACAGUAAUACCAUCUUUGGCUGGGAUCCCUCUCGAUGGCGCUCCCGCAUGACAUCCCGCAGCAAGGAGCGUCCCGGCCAGAUCCAUGGAAAGGAGCGCUCCUCACUUUACGCAGCAGUCCGACGAAGCGGGCAGCUCCCGCAGAUACUCCAGCCACCAUAUCGCCUCGCAGACGUCGUGGCAGGCAAGUGCGGCGUAGCGAGCAACAUACCUUACCCGCCGCUGCUCCUCCUCUCAGCGGGAGACGACGAGUACAUUGACCCUCUCGGCGCCGCUCAGUUCCUCAACUCCCUCCGUGCUGCUGACCCGGCGGCUGCGGUGCUCGACCGCCUGCUGGAGCGCUCCCUCGCACACACUCAGCGAGGUGGCUCUCCCCGAGAUACGGUGCCUAUUGCCACGGCGAAUGCCAAUUCGACCGCAAAGCACGGCGGAGAGCUCUUCGAUCCCACACGGCGCUUUUUGCAGCGUGUCGUGCUGGACAGAAGGGCGAGACAUGGCUUCGACAUGCUUGUGGGGAGGGACGAUGAGCGUUUCGCGGGGGAGUUCGAUGCAAUUGAGGGGUUUCUGGCAAAUUGGAUUCAUAUGGCUUCGCUAGAUGCAAAGGGGCGAGGGAGCGGCGAGGGCUCGACGAGCAAGGGUGCAGGGAGGGUGGCGAAGCUUUGACGCGGCAUCGCGAUGGCUAGGUUGAGACGAGAAACAGGAGGAGAUGCACACAUCAUACACGCAAGCAAGUGCAGACGUCUGUAGCGAAUACGAGGCUGACAUUUACAGUCU